Molecule: messenger RNA, 3597 nt
Organism: Hirsutella rhossiliensis
Lineage: Eukaryota; Fungi; Ascomycota; Sordariomycetes; Hypocreales; Ophiocordycipitaceae
Product: PIF1-like helicase domain-containing protein
Exons: 20
Coding region: 1-3597 (1198 amino acids)
Biological process (GO): DNA repair; telomere maintenance
Molecular function (GO): DNA helicase activity
Source: RefSeq, a predicted model, not a curated record
AUGCACCUCCAUGGGCGGCUCGGCUGCGAGCACGCGUACCCCGACGAGCUAAAGGACCUCACGCCGCUCGAGGAGAAGCUCAUCUCGCUCAACUCGUGCUACGGCUUCGUGACGAAGUAUAGCAUCCCCGGCGGCCAGAGGCAGAGCGUGCUCCCGCACCCGCUGGUCCGGGUCAUGGACGAGAUCCACGUCUCGUGGCAGGGCGCUGAGAGGCCCGGGCCGCGGGACCUAUCAGGCCUGCUGUCGGUAAGGCGGUCGGCGGUCGAGAGGGCGCUGGCCUGGCUCAAGGAGAACAACCCGCUCUACGGCGAGGUCGAGAUCGACGCGGCGGAGAUAGCCAGCUGGGGCGCCGCCGCACGGACCCCGCCGAGGAGCCGCGACGUCGGGCUCACGUGCGAGGACGACGACAGGGACGGCGCUAGGCCCGAAGAGGACGGGGACGUAAUCAAUGAGGUAACGUCUUCCGGCAUGUUCCCGUUAGAUGGGGCGCCAGAUGUGGCCGACGCCGAGAAGAUUCGCUUCGCCCGCGACGCGGUCGGGCCCGAGGGAGCGCGCGCCAGCCCGAGGACGUGGGUAGGGACGGCGGCCAGAGGGGCGGCGGGCGACGGCGGCGACGGCGAGCCGUACAUACAGGUGCGACGCGGCGAGGAUUUCGCCGACUCGGCGGACGCCUCCUUCUUUGCAAAGGCCUUUCCGACCCUGUUCCCUUUGGGCGCCCAGGCGGAGCGGGUUGCAGAGGGCCUUAUGUCGACGCGGAACAUGAAGCUCCAGGCAUGGGCCGACGUCGUGCUGCGGCGUCACGGCGGCCGGUUCGCGACGCACCCUAUCUUCGCCUUCCUUGUCUUUAACAUGGGCGUGCGGUCUAAGAACCGCCAGGCCAGCAUGCUAGGCGCCGAGCUCGAGGCCACAGCCAAUGUCGAGGAGAGCCGCCUUAUAAAGUUACGGCUAGCGGCGCACCGCGGCCGCGACCCCGACGAGGCCGAGGCCUUCCUAAGUGACCUAGGGACCGCGUAUAAGCGGACGCGGCUGGCCAUAUCGGACCCGAUGAGCUCGGCCGUCUUCUUCCACCGGGAGAUGACGCUCUUCUUCGAGCACUACGUCAACGUCGGGGAGGAGUCGGUGUUCGGCCACGUCGGCGCAUACUACGGGGCGAUAGCGUCUUCUGAGGAGCUAGACGCAGAAGGUUACUGUGCCAUGCAGGCAGAGCGGUCGGCCACGGCGGACAUAUCGUCGCGGCUCGACGACGUCGCGCGCUUCACGGACACCUUCGACGAGGAGGCCAACUUCUGCGCGGGCGCGACGCAGAUCCAUACGCAUAGCGCGACCUGCGCGCCGUGGAGGUUGGUGGAGAGGACGGCGCUGACGGCGGACGGGGUGCUCGAGAUCCGGCGGACGCAUAGCAUGGUGAACCGGUGGAACAGGGCGAUGGCAGUGGGGCUACGACACAACCACGACAUCUCGUUCAUCGCGACGCAGCGCAAGACCAUGGCCCUAAUCUACUAUAUUACUAACUAUGCGACGAAGGUAGAGGACCCGGUGUGGAAGCGUGUGGCCGCCGCGGCCGAGUUCCUUCCUGUGCUAGAGCCGACGGGAGAGGCAACAGAAGUGGCGCCGACCGCGACGCCGGGGAAUAAGACGAGAACGUUCCUGCUUAAGGCGGCGAAUCGAGUCUUUACGGAGCGGCCGCUGUCGCAGGUCGAGGUGAUCGCGCACCUCCUAGGGUACCCGGCGGAGUUUAGCAGCGGCUCAGCGUGGGCGUAUAUAAACGCAAACCAGCUCUACUGGGCCGUCUUCCGCCGGUGGCGGCACCUCCGACGGGCGAGCGGCGCCGAGGCGACGGGCGACGCGCCGGACGAGACGGCGCUUAGGCGGCCGGGUUGCGGGGCGACUGUAUGCGUCGACGGAUACCUCAGCAAGGAGUUCAGCGAGGAAGACGACGAGUCGUGCCACCGGAGGGCGGCGGUGCAGCACCUGGCCCUAUUCGUGCCGUGGGACAACGUGCAGCUCCUCCGGCGGUCGGCGGAGGACGCGAAGCGCGACGCCAAGCAGUGGGCCGCCACGGCCGAGGAGGGCGAGCUGCUAGCGAUGACGCAGCAGCUCUGCCGGUUCCAGCAGUCGGCGCUCGGGUCGGCGGCCGAGCUCGCGGCGACGGUGGUGGCGGACGAGAGGGCAGUCGCAGCAGAGGAGCGCGGCGCGGGGCGGGAGCGGGCGAUCCAGGGCAUCCAGGGCGGCGGGGCGGCGGCGGGCGUCGGGGCCGACCGCGGCGCGGCCCUUCGCGGGGUGAUGGGGGGCUUCGGCGAGGACGACAUCGACGUAACGGCGGCCGACGGCGACGCAGACGCAGGCACGGCGGCGGGGAUGCGCGAGCUGGCGGGCCAGCUCACGCUCAACGAGAAGCAGGCCAUCGCCCUCCUAAUCGUGUGCCGGCAACUCGACCGAAUCCGGCAGGGCGACGACGCAGGCGGCGACGGUGGUGGCCAGCUCUGCCUAUUCAUCGGCGGCGAGGGCGGCACCGGCAAGUCGCGCGUCAUCGAGGCGCUCGUCGAGCUGCUCGCCCGGAGGACCUAUCGAGCCGGGGGCGACGAGGACAUUGACGGCGUACGGCUGGCGGGCCAGGGCGAGCGCUUCGUCGACGGCCGGUCGCGGAUGGACUGGCAGGAGAAGGAGGUGCUGGUGAUCGACGAGGUCAGCAUGCUCGGGGCGCGGACGCUGCACGCCGCCAACGAGCAGCUCUGCCGGCUGCGGGGGUCGGCGCGGGACUUCGGCGGCAUCCCGGUAGUGAUCCUCUGCGGCGACUUCCACCAGUUCCGGCCGGUGCAGGAACGGUCGAUCCUGCUGCCGAGCGCGGCGGUGGCGUGGGACGAGGACGGGGCGUUCGCGGCCGAGCAGCGGCGGCAGCACGACAAGGCGCACGCGCUGUGGCGGCGCUUCACGACGGUCGUCAUGCUAGACGAGCAGAUGCGGGCCGCCGGCGACCCGGAGCUGCGGCGGCUGCUCGGGCGGAUCCGCCGGGGCGAGCAGGACCGGUCGGACCUAGAGCUGCUCAACUCGAGAUGCUACCGGCCGGGCAGGCGGAUCCCGUGGGAGACGGGCCUGACGGUGGUGACGCCGCUCAACCGGAACCGCUGGAACCUCAACCUAGAGGCGGCGCUCGCGUUCCGGGAGAGGCGGCGGACGGCGGCGCGCGUCUUCCUCUCGAGCAUAAGCCAGGGCGACGACAGCGCGACGCCGGUGCCGGCCGUCUUCCUCUUCGUGCCAGGCAUGCCGGUCGUCGUGAACCAGAACACGCACCAGGGGCUAAAGCUUGUGAACGGGGCCGGCGUCAAGAUCACAGCGCAGCGGAAGCGGCCAUGGCAGCGCAACGACGUCAGCCGGAGGGGCCUGCCGUGCGCCGCGGCCUUCGCCUGCACCGACUAUAAGGUGCAGGGCGGGACGCCAGAGCGCGUGGCGCUGGAGCUGCGGGGGGCGAGGAUGACGACGGUCGAGGGGAGGGCGGUGCCGUCGUCGUGCGACCCGUAUAGCCUAUACGUGCAGCUGUCGCGGUGCCCGACGCUCGACGGCAUCAUGCUCGUAUCAGAGGUGCGGAGCGGGACCUAG